CCUUGAAUGAGGAUGGCAGUGCGGCUCACAGCUCUAAACCUGAAGACUCUACGGUGCGCCAGUUCUCAUGAAUGGGAGUCAGAGUCCAGCCCGGAGAGACUGCUGUGAGCUUCAACACUGAGCGAGAGAGAGAAAAAAAUAACAUUCACCUUUAAAUAGAUCAGUAAAUUAUUCAUCAGCGGGUUUGCUUGUAGACAAGUUUCACUGCAGCAGAGGGACACUUUGCAAACUUUGCCACAUGGACAACGGCUGUGAGACUGAGAGAUCCUGAACACAGGGGGAAAGAUCCAUAAAGAGGAAGAGAAGACUGGAUCCUGAGAUGCCAGAAGACGCUAAUAAGGAGGCCAUGAGAACACCAGCGACACCAGAGAAGGCCAACAAUGCUGAGCACCCUGCUGCCGCCAUGACUGCAGUAAACAUCCCCCUGGUUAAUGAAGUCCAGCUGACUGCAGCCACCGGCGGGGCAGAGCUCUCCUGCUAUCGUUGCACCAUCCCGUUUGGAGUGGUGGUGCUCAUUGCGGGCAUCGUGGUCACCGCAGUGGCUUACAGCUUUAACUCGCACGGAUCCACCAUCUCUUAUUUUGGCCUGGUGCUCCUCUCUGCCGGACUUUUCCUUUUAGCGUCCAGCGCCGUCUGUUGGAAGGUGCGGCUGGAGAGGAAGAAGGAGAGGCGGCGGGAGAGCCAAACCGCCUUGGUUGCAAACCAGAGGAGCAUUUUCAGCUGACCCGGCAGUUUGAAGGACACAUCUCCAAGUUUUCUGAGUCUGAGAAGGCCUGAUCUCGACACGGUUUGAUGAAGAACCAGCUGACAGCAGAUGCUGUCCAGAAUGUGUCUUCAGUUUCCGACCUGUAAAAGCUCUGACUCUCAAGGCCCAGAAUUCAAAGCUUUGAAGACAUUGUAAGGGAUUUAUUUGUCAAACAGACGUGGAGCAUCUGGCAAGCUGGGAAUGCCGCCAGAAGGAAUGUAUCACAAUUAAGAUGAAUUACCACUGUGCGGAGUGGCGUAGAGGAAGUCUCCCAUUAAUCUGCUGUUGGAUGUGGUGGCUUUGAUUGCAGUGGGAAGAAUUGUGGUUUGGAAAAGUCGGGAAAGAAGAUGGAAACUGGAAAGUCCAGAACAAUGAUUCACGCCUCAUCUACUAGGCUUCAACUUGCACAUAUCUGUUUAGAAAGUCUCAUCUUACAGGAAAUGGUAAGAAAUUACCUGUUAUUGAAGUAUGGUACAUUGUAGUGGCAGAGAAGGACUAUUUAACUUUGAAUAUGUAUCCUCUUAAAGCACUUUGAUCCUACAUGUUCAUCAUAUUGUGUAAUAAAUUGCAUUUCUUAAGAAAUUCAUGUAAAGAUGCAUCCAGCAGUACUUUAUUAUGGAGGUGUGGAACAUUUUUGUCUAUAGCCCUUAUUGUCUAAAAUUAAACUAGCAUAUGUUUUGUUUUAAUGUAACCGUUUGCAUGUAUCAACUGCUAUCACAUCAU
Archocentrus centrarchus (flier cichlid) is the source of this 1468-nucleotide messenger RNA. RefSeq names its product transmembrane protein 100a (gene tmem100a). Gene Ontology annotation, cellular component: plasma membrane. Lineage: Eukaryota; Metazoa; Chordata; Actinopteri; Cichliformes; Cichlidae. The coding region runs from base 320 to 724 and encodes 134 amino acids. The transcript has 2 exons. Gene Ontology annotation, biological process: cellular response to BMP stimulus. The record is from RefSeq and is a predicted model, not a curated record.